CCUUCAAUUUCCUGUGGUUGGGAAGCUGUUGUUUUUGGCUUUGGCUUUGGCUUUGGCUUCUUUUUCUUUUUCAUGUUUGGUGGAGAAGGUAGAAGAGAAGACGGGAUUUGAGGAAGUGGGUUUUUGGUUGGGUUUUGGAGGUGGGUUUUGCUUGAAUUUUGCAAUAAGAGAGUGAAAGAAAAAUGGAGAGAGAUUUUAUGGGUUUGAACUUAAAAGAAUCAUUGGUUGUGGUUAAGGAAGAGGUUAACGGUGAGGGGUACAAAGAAAUUGGUUUUUCUAAACGCUCAGGGAUACAAUGGCCAUUUUCAAACAAAGUUUCUGCUGUUCCACAGCUGAUGAAUUUUAAUUUUGCUCAAGGAGAUAAAGUUAAAAAGAUUGGAUCUGAUUCUCUGGUAUCCCCUGGGUUCAUGCGUAUCUCAGCAGCAGAUGCUGCUGAAGUUCAGAAAUCGUUCAAUCACAAUAGGCAAGGUGGCAGUCAUUUUUCAUUGCCAGCUUGUUCUCUGCAACAUGAUCUACAUCCUGUUCAAUGUCCUUAUGAUGUGAAGAUGUUUCCAGUCUCAAACCAGGCAGUUUCUGUUUCUGUGAGCAACCCUUUCAUGAAGAAUCAAUUUGCAACUGCUGGUCUAAAUUUGCCUGUUACUUCCAUGAAGCCACAAUUACUUGGAGGAAUUCCAGUGACUACUCCACAUUCAAUUCUUCCCACCCUUGGUUCUGUUGUUGGAAGUAUUGAACCGUGGAAAAGUGUCAAGGCCUCUGGAUCGCCUGCUCAAUUGACUAUCUUUUAUGCGGGUACGGUGAAUGUCUACGAAGAUAUCACCCCUGAGAAGGCUCAGGCUAUCAUGUACUUGGCUCAAAAUGGAUCUUCCGUGGCUUCUAGUGUGGCACACCCGAAACUGCAAGUCCAGACACCUAUUUCAAAGCCAGUUCAAGUUGAUAGUGUUCCUGCAAACCAGCUCAUAAACACACAACUGAGCUCUGGUCUCUCAAGCCCUUUAUCUGUUUCAUCUCAUAAUGGUGCUCAGUCCAGGAGUGGGUCCACUACCACUGAUGAACUGACGGUAUGCAAAAGCACAGGAACUCCAACAACCCCUAUUAGCAAAAUGGAGCCUCCAAAAAUGGUGAAUACCAAGGGAUCUGUUGCUGCAACCAGCAUGAUGCCUUCUGUUCCACAAGCUCGCAAAGCUUCCUUGGCUCGGUUUUUGGAGAAGCGCAAGGAAAGGGUUAUGAGUGCAGCGCCAUACAAUCUAAGCAAGAAGUCUCUAGAUUGUGCUACCCUGGAAUCCAAUGCAUGAACUUUGCGGCAAUCUCAGCGGCAGGGGUUGAUCACUUUCAGCAAGCGAGGAGGGUAACCGUGAUUUAUGAUUUGCCAUUAGAAGGAAACUUAAGCAAGUCUAUGUAGUGUGUCAAAUAUGUAAGCAACUGGUUUUUUGUUUUAUCUAAUUAAAAGAACUGUAAUCCUGACUCUGCUUGAAUUCCAUCAACUAAGAUUAUUGUGUAGUUGGUGUAGGGUUAUACCCUUUUUGUUUUCUUUAUAUUAAUGUAGACGAUUUGCUACUUUGUAACCAUUCAGUUGUUGUUACAUGGUAGAAAUAAUACAAUAUAUAGUAAGAUUUUUGUAUUU
Messenger RNA from Theobroma umbraticum, 1621 nucleotides. Its product is annotated as protein TIFY 7-like. The record is from RefSeq and is a predicted model, not a curated record. Lineage: Eukaryota; Viridiplantae; Streptophyta; Magnoliopsida; Malvales; Malvaceae. Gene Ontology annotation, cellular component: nucleus. Gene Ontology annotation, biological process: response to wounding; regulation of defense response; regulation of jasmonic acid mediated signaling pathway.